CUUACGUCAGGAAUCAAAAGGCUCAUACCGCUUUACCUUGUGUAACCAUCGUCCGAGUUGUGGAACCUCGAAUCCUCGGGACUUCAUGAGAGUUAGAGUUCGGCUAAGACGUUGAGAUGGAGACUUCGAUACCGAGGCGACCGCAUCUCGAACUAUUCAAUCUCGACCCUGCAAUAACCAAAGAGGCCAGCUUUGCGUCGUUCCAGCAGUUCCCUGUAGAGGUACGUCUUCUCAUUUGGAAGCAUGCAUUACAGCGUCAUCGGAUGAUACACAUCAUUCUUGAGAAGGGAAAUCAACAGAGACAAGAAGAAGAUGGACACAAUGUCGACGGAAGGGAUACUCUCAUCAACAGCCUUGGUUGUCAAUUGUCUGGGUACCACUACAAGAUCAUCAUCGACACCCGACGGUCCCUGUUACCCGAUCUCAUGAGAGUGAACAGGGAAGCACGAGACGCCGUGUCAUCGUUCUACUCAUUACAGCUACCAUGCCGCCUUAGACGAGACAAACACACCGAAACAAUUUCCAUCAUCCGUCUGAACUUUGACUGGGACUACCUCCGAGUCUCUUACGGACAAUCCCACAACAUCUUCUUCGACUUCAUCCACGACCUGCGCGCCCACGACCCCAAAGGUCGCGGCCUCCAACACCUAGUCUUAGAAGGAUCCGACUUCCGUACAUCAGUCCACAACCCAUCGCCACCCAAGCGCACCUUCGCCGAAGGCCCCUCUCUAGGCGCAUUCAGAGCCACUGCCGGAAAGGAUCUCAAAAGCCUAUGGUUCAAGUGCACUCCGCGCGGCGCCCGCGCUCUCAAUGUGCUGGAUUGGAGGUGCGUCCACGUCUUCAACUACGGCGUCCCCGUGUUUCCGAACUUCACUUUUUUCGAUGCGCCGCUGCCGGAUCACAGGGCCGGCAUAGCGCGGGAUCUGGAAAAGAUUGGCGGGAGCGUGUAUGAUCCGAGGGAGGGGCCCCUCGGCUGGCGGAAGCUUCUUCGUGAUGCCGGCGUACGGCCUGAGGACAUGACGAACAAGGGCCAGGACCGAAAUCUGGACGUCCGCAUCAUGUACGCCUCCAGUGAGGAGGAUUCCAUUCGCACCCGCGAGGAUGCGGCGAGGGUCCUCCAUGAAGAGGACUUUCGGUGGCUUGAGCUGCAGUGGUGGUUCCACGGGUGGGACACGCCCGCUACCGGAGGACGUGCCGGCGGUGAGAGACCGGCGGGAUGUUUCUCGACGGCGUCGGGGUUGCAGGCUAAGCGGCCCGACUUUGAUGGACCCGAGGUGUUGGCUGCGGCGCCGAGACCGGCCCUUGGGUUUUGGUUGUUUCCUGUCGAGGCGUUUGGGGAGAUCCCAGGGGUGGAGGAGGAGGCGAGCAGCUGGUUGAAGGUGAAGUGGGUAUGGGACCUGAGUCCGCAUCACCCUGAACUUGCGCUGACAGAUGUAUGUUGAUGCUGGAUCUUGGCGACUGAUUCAGGGUCGUUUUGGUGUAUUGAGUAUUUGAGAUGACUGAGAAUAAGAGAUGUCAAGACACUCAUUCGUUAUGAGUGACUCUAUACAGUCGCUCAUUGCUUGUGGAUUCCAACUCAACCAUACUUUACUUGCCAAACAAGGCGUUGAAGAAGAUGUCGACGAGGUCGCUGAAAACGGAAUCGACGAAUGUAUCGGUGAAGACAUCAAGGAGAUAAUCGACGUAAGACAUGAUGUAAAGACGUAUAGCCACAGCCUGUAGUGGUUCUUGACCUUGACAAAAGAAAUGAGGUAACGAAGAUGUGAUGUGUGUAUGAGUAGGUAUUAGAAUGUAGCAUAACUCAGUGACUCGAGGCGGCGGCAUUAUGUUUUUUUUGACAGCAACGGGGCAUCUCCG
Molecule: messenger RNA, 1857 nt
Organism: Colletotrichum acutatum
Lineage: Eukaryota; Fungi; Ascomycota; Sordariomycetes; Glomerellales; Glomerellaceae
Exons: 1
Coding region: 117-1442 (441 amino acids)
Source: RefSeq, a predicted model, not a curated record